Sitodiplosis mosellana (orange wheat blossom midge) is the source of this 2234-nucleotide messenger RNA. RefSeq names its product putative ankyrin repeat protein RF_0381. The transcript is spliced from 20 exons. The record is from RefSeq and is a predicted model, not a curated record. The coding region runs from base 252 to 2084 and encodes 610 amino acids. Gene Ontology annotation, molecular function: protein binding. Lineage: Eukaryota; Metazoa; Arthropoda; Insecta; Diptera; Cecidomyiidae.
CAGUUGAAUUUUGCACUUGCUUCUGUUAAGAAGUGAUUUUUUCCCUAUUUCUUAGAUUAUUCAUACGUUUGGGUGCACGUAAUUCUGGGUUUGUAGAUUCUAUAAUCAACAAUUCUCAUGCAAAUGAAAUAGAGUUAAGAAGAGUGAUUUGUUUUCGUGUUUAGUUUUGUUAGAAGUUCAAUUUAAAUCAAAUUGUAUUGACCAAAAGGAAAUGAUCAAGAAUACAGCCUAGUAAAAUUUUCGUAUCAAAAAUGAUGCAGUUGCUGUUCAUCUUUGCUGUCUGCUUAAGUACAGCUAUCGCUGGAGUGGCUUCAGCCCAACCCACUGCAAACACUCCAACAAAGGAAGCUCAAUUGCGUACUUUCAUUGAAUCUGGUGGAGUGAAUGGAGUGCGUAAGCUCAUUAAAGAUGGUCAUGUGAAUAUUAACAACAAGUAUGAUGAUGGUGAAGUGCCACUUUUGUUGGCUGUACAGCGUGAUAACUUAGCGAUGACCAUUAUUUUCAUCGAAAAUAACGCUGAUUUAAAUGCCAAGGACAAAAAUGGGUGGACAGCCCUUCAUAAAUCAGCGGAUAAAGGUCAUGAGGGUAUUGUGGAAAGGCUAAUUACGGCUAACGCUGAUGUGAACGUUACGAACGAUGAAGGAACAUCACCUCUUCAUUUAGCUGCUGCAAAUGAUCAUGAAAAAAUUGCGGAAUUUUUAAUUCUCAACGGUGCAAAUAUCAAUAUGAAAAAUAGCCGACUAUUCACACCGCUUCACGUUUGUGCACAGAAAGGUUCUAAAAAAGUGGCAAAUGUUUUGAUUAACUACAACGCUGAUAUUCAUCUGAAAGAUUUGAAUGAUUUGACUCCACUUUGUGUAUCGAUUGGAUCAGAUCAAGUACAAAUAGCUGAAAUUCUGAUAAGUGCUGGUGCAAAUGUUAAUGCAAAAGAUGUGAAUGAUUGGACACCUCUUCACUAUACGGCUGCGAAUAGUACCGCCAACAUUGCUGAGACUCUAAUUCGAAACAAUGCAAUUGUUGAUGCAAAGAACAAAGAGGGACAAACUCCGCUCGAUGUAGCUUCAACAUCGGGUAGAAACAACGUGGCCGAAGUUCUCAUCAAACAUGGCGCUGAUGUUAAUGCGAAAAAUCUUCGUGGAAAUACUCCACUUCAUACAGCUACGUUGAAUGAUAGAGCAAGCGUCGUGGAAACUCUGAUUAAGGCGAGUGCAAUUAUAAAUAUCCCCGGAGAGAAAGGAUUUAAUUGCCUUCAUUUUGCUGCUGAAGAUGAUAACGAAAAAAUCGCCGAAAUUCUCAUCAAAGCUGGGGCUAAUGUCAAUUCGAAAAACGAUGUUGGAUUCACACCAUUGCACACAGCAGUGUUAGGAAAAGAGAAGGUUGUUCGACUUUUACUUCGAAACGUUGCCGAUGUGAAUAGCAGAGAAAAGGAUGAAUGGACACCUCUUCAUCUUGUUGCUCGAAAUGGUUCUCAACAAAUUGCCGAGAUUCUAAUUCAAAACAAUGCAACUGUCAACGCUCAGAAUAAUCGUGGAAAAUCGCCUCUGCAUUUGGCAGCAUAUUUUGGUCAAGAUCAAGUUGCCGAAGUUCUUAUCAGACAUAAUGCGAGUGUAAACAUCCAAGACAUUAAGAAACAUACACCACUCCAUGUAGCCUCAGAGCUUGGUCAUGAAAAUCUUAUUGGAAUGUUACUUCGAGCUGGUGCCGAUAUUAACGCUUUGGAUGAAGACAAAUGGACUCCUCUGUACUCUGCAUCGUUUGCUGGUCAAGACAAAGCCGCCGAAAUUCUUGUCCGUAACAAUGCCAAUGUAAAUCUCCAGAACCAAGAAGGUAACACACCGCUUCAUGCAGCUGUGGACCAUGGCCAUUUAAAAGUCGUUGAAAUUCUCGUUUCAAACUUGGCUGAUAUCAACAUUAAGAAUAACGGCGAUUGGACACCGUUUUGUAGGGCACGUAAUCUUGCUCACAAAAAAAUUGAAGAAUUCUUAGCGGCACGUGGUGCGACCCAAACCUGUAAUGCCCGUACGAUCACAACCACCUCCAGGGCAAUGAAGAGUGGGCCAAAUCAAAGACAAAGUUUGAUUUAAAUCAAUCGAACACGAGUUUAGUAACGGCGGUGGGAAAUUAUUUAUAAACUUACGAUGCAACGAAAAGGACAUCGAAAUUAGAUUACAAAAAAUCGAUUGGAAAAUCUUAAUUAACAUUUUUUAGAUGAGAAAUAAAUUCUUAGCAGAAAA